Messenger RNA from Nilaparvata lugens (brown planthopper), 8491 nucleotides. Its product is annotated as carbohydrate sulfotransferase 5. Lineage: Eukaryota; Metazoa; Arthropoda; Insecta; Hemiptera; Delphacidae. Bases 373 to 1668 code for a protein of 431 amino acids. The transcript has 8 exons. Gene Ontology annotation, molecular function: N-acetylglucosamine 6-O-sulfotransferase activity. Gene Ontology annotation, biological process: N-acetylglucosamine metabolic process; sulfur compound metabolic process. The record is from RefSeq and is a predicted model, not a curated record.
UAUGUUUAUAUCACCUCAAGUUCUAGUCCUAAUCCUAAUGUCAUUUCUCUUCAGUUCGCUGUUGGUUGUGCAUCUAAGUUUGUUUCGUGGUUAUGUUAAGAAUGUUUUCACGUGUAAACUUUUUAUAAUUUCUAAGUUCUUUUUGUGAUUCUAAACUUACAAUGAACAAAUCGUGACUACAGAAUAGGUACCGUACUCAAUCAACCGUAAUUAGUUGAAGUUGUUCUUGAAGAGUGAUACUUUCUUAAAAAUGUCUGGCCGCCCAGCAGUGAAUAAUACUCAGUGUCGUUUUAAAAACUGAUUUAUAAUUAAUCAGGACAAACAUUUGAAUUGCAAAUUUCGCGUAAAGUUGCAAUGUCAUGACAAGCAAGGAUGUUUGAGAGGGGCUUAUGGAGUGCCAUCUUCCACCCAAGGAUGCAAUGGCGAGUGGGGGGAUGCAAUGGCGGCGUGGAGGUGCUGCGGCGGCGGGCGAGUGUGCUGGGUCUCUGCCUGGUGACAGCCGGCUGCCUCUUCACCCUCCUGCUCAGCCAGCGAAUGGUUGCCUCCUCACUCCACUCCUCCUCGUUCCUCGCCAUCGGACGAACUAUACAGAGUUGGUCAAGUAGUGAGAUGGAUGGUCCCAGCAACAUAACAGCUGAUAUAGACAUGACAAUAGAGGAGCAGCGAUUCCACAUCAGUGCAGAAAUGGCUGAUUAUGAGUAUCCUAAUGGCAAAUACAAUGUAUCGGCCAAAUGGUUAUCAGACUUGGUGCCAGAACUAGGCGGCACUCCACUGCGCAGUAUAAUAAUAACGACGUGGAGAUCAGGCUCGACGUUCCUGGGAGAUGUUCUGAACGCCCACCCCGCCAACUUUUACCACUACGAGCCUCUGCUCGACUACGACAUUGUGCAGGUCAGGGGCGCUCCCCUCGCCAAGCAGGCACUGCACACCCUUCGCCAGCUGCUCAAUUGUACUUAUGCUGACUUAGAUCAUUACCUGGAGUACGGGCAGGGCCAUAACUGGCUGUUCCUGCACAACAGUCGGCUGUGGGAGCGCUGCCUCAUGCAUCCUCACAUCUGCUGGCUGCCCGAGUUCCUCUCCCCCUUUUGCCGCCUCUUCCCCUUCCAGUCCAUGAAGGUCGUUCGUCUCAGGCUCAGUCUAGCUGAGGAGUUACUCGCUGAUCCAAAUUUGAAUGUGCGAGUGAUGCUGCUUGUUCGGGACCCGAGAGGAACGAUGCAGUCUCGCCGCCACCGCGACUGGUGCCCAGGGCGACCCGACUGCUGGGACCCCGGCCGGUUGUGCGCCGACCUCCUCGCAGACUACAGUGCUGCCAUUCGCCUUGCCCGCCUCUAUCCCAAUCGGUUCAGAGCGGUGCGCUACGAAGAUUUAUCGCUGAACCCGUAUUCGGGCGUGAAAGAGUUGUUGGGCUUCUUUGGGCUGAGCUUCCACUCGCAGGUGAAGGCAUUCCUGGACACGCACACGCACACGAACGCGGGAGGCGUGUCGAGCACAUUUCGCAACUCGAAGGCGACGCCCUACCAUUGGCGAGCCGACCUCAGUCACCAGGAGGUGCGCACCAUACAGAAGGUGUGUCGACCCGCCAUGAAGGCCUGGGGGUACGUGCUUGCGCAAAACACCACGCACCAGCGACACUUCAAUCCUAUCGCCAAGUCAUUCAAAUUAGUCUAGCACUUGAUGAAAUCUUUAGGGUACGUUCGAAUAUUGUUGUUCUUCUGAAGAAGAAACUUCAUAAAGAACGAGGACUUCAAGAGAGCAUUACUUCAAUCCGAUCUUCAAGUCUUCAAACUAGUCUAGUACACGAUCAAAUUUAUAGGGUAUGUUCGAAUAGAGUUGUUCUUCUUUGAAGAAACUAGUUCAUACGGAACGUGGACUUCGAAAGAGCACGACUCCAAUCCGAUAUUCAAGUCCUUCAAAUUAGCCUAGUACACGAUCAAAUUCAUAGGGUAUGUUCAAAUAGAGUUUUUCUUCUUCUGAAGAAACUACUUCAUAAGGACGAGGACUUCAGAACAGAACGACUUCAAUCCGAUCCUUCAAAUUAGUCUAGUACUCGAUCAAACUCCAAGGGGAUUCGUUUUGAAUCCUAUUGAAGGAUCGGUUGAAUAGGGAUGUUCUAAUAAAGAAACUCCUUCAUAAGAAACGAGGGUUCUGUAGGUGCCUAUUAAGGUUAUUUUCAUGAUGGUUAGACUGCCUGAUGAAAUCGCCCUGACCGCCAUGAAAUAGCGGGGAUACAUGGUUGCUCACAUCAUAAAUCAAAUCAAAUUCUUUAUUUACACAUUGUUGAUCUGAUAACAAAUUAACGGGGUCUCAAUCCGAUCAAUUAGUUUUCAAAGUUGCCUGUAAUGAGACUUACUUUUAACUGUCAAUGGGAAGCAUUGAUGUUAGACUAUUAGUAAUGAAUGUUCACAGUUUAAAGUGAAGCUGAACUGAACUGAAUCGAUCAAUGUGCGAGUUUAAUGGGUUUGGUUUUCUCCGAUGGAAACCCCCUCUGUAAGGUUCGACUUGGAAGGUAUCGAUAAACUCAGUCAGAUAUCAACUAAUGCGCCAUCAAACUGAUGCCGGAUCAGUCGAAUCCCGAUGAGCGUGUAAGCAUUUUCGAUCAUUUAUUUUCUUUUGCGGAUGAGGUGAUGAGUUGAUCAAACGUCUAUGCCUACGGGCGCGAUUUCAACCCAUGACCAAAUAGCGCUAGCAGACAGAAGGUUGUGACGCCUUAGUCGGCUACCUUUACUGGCAUUUUGGCAUCAAUCAACAAAAAUUGAUUACUCUCUAAGGAGAAGGAAGGCUCAAACAUUUUCAUUAUUUAAGGUUAUGCUUUAAAGGAACGUCAUUUAAAAGACAAAAGGAUCGUUUUUCAUAAAAAAUUGCUGUUUCUACAACUAACUGUAGCAUAUGCACUUACUGGACACGCAAAGAACGGCAAAUAUAUAAGUGUUUGUCUAGUAUUUUGUAUGAUCACUAUGAUCAUUAUAACCAGAAUAUGAUACGAUGAGUGAGUAUGAUCACUAAUUCUGUGAUCCAGACUUUCAAGUUUUCAUGAAAUAGUCACCAGAGGAAAUCGUGGUGCAGCUUAAUAAAGUGCUAUAUUCGUAUGAUUGGGAGGCCAUAUAUUUUUCUUUUGUUUAGAGUUUUUUAUCAUAUGCGAUAUCAUAUUUAAAAAUGUUCAAACGCUGUGAAUUGAUCAAAUAAUGAGACAUUUUCAUAUUCUUGAAAAAAUUGAAUAUUCCUCAUUUUUUUAAAUGAGUAGAAAAGCUUUAAUCCUAUCGCUGAAUCGUUCAAAUAAGUCUAGUAUUUUAUCAGAUAGAGACAGUAUUAAUAGUAUUCGUUGAGAUUCUUAUAACACUAUUACAAGUUCUAAUUUCGUGAAUAAAAUAAUGUAAUCCAAACCAAUGUUCUAUGCAUCAACUUCCAACUAGAUCAUUCAAUGAAAUUGGAUAGAUCAAAUGUAAAAUUUAUUUUGAAAAACGUGGAACGCUCACCAUGACAUGUAUGUAUGUUUGUAUGGUCAGGGCUCUUAAUAGACUGUCCUACAUACAUCCUGAGUAAAAGUAGUCAUUUCCAAACAAAAUAGUUAUCUUAUUUUAUGUUGUAAAAGAAAAUUAUUAUUUGUGAAACUUCAUCAGCUUACUAUAAAUUAUUAUUUCCUGUUCUGUCCAGGUUACCAGUUGGUCGGUAUCAGAACUAAACUAAGCUGAAUAGAACAUUGUUAUUUUGUGUCACUUCUAGCUCGAGCGUCUCUUCCUGGUGAUCGAUUUAGGUUUCCUCUCAUCUCUCAUAAUGUUCUCUCAUUAUACAAGUCUAGGACGUCUGUAGCACCAUCAGAAAAAAAGGCGGUUGUGAAUACUGGUACUGGUUGUGGGAUCAGUAUACUAAAUAAUUAGUCCUUUGUAUAACAAGUUACUAUAUAUAAGUUGAAAUAUAGCAAAUGUGAUAAAUCAAAAUAAAGAGUAGAUCAUUUAAAAUGAUUUCAAGAGUAGAUCGUUUCAAAUAUUGAAGGUCGAAGUGCCUGCCAUUAAUAAAAUCAGUGUCAUUACAGUUCAAAACCACGUUGAUUAUGAACUUGCAGUGAUUCAGUUGAAAUAAUUCAGUUUGAUUGUAAAACAGUGUGUUAAAGAAAAGUGUAACAGGAUGGUGCCAGUAUAAGAAAAUCAGUCGUAUCAAGUGUAUCAGUAACAGAAUUGAAAAAUAUGUUUAUUAUGAAUCAUUCUUGAUUGUGACUCUUCAGCUCCUCUGGAGAGUUUCAGACUUAUAAUGAACUGAACCCUUCUCAUCAAUUGAAGCAAUAACCUGGGAUCGUGAGCUUGACAAAUUGAAAUCAUCUGCCCUAGUUCAUCGAAAUGUGAUGAUAUUGUAAGCCUUAAACCCAUAGUUAAGAAAAUUAUCUGAAAGUAAUAUUUUAGAAAAUAUCAACCCCUCUCGUUAGCUUGUAACACAUACCAGAUGAGAAGAGUUUCUUCCAUUGUGGAUCUCUUUAAUGAUUAACAUUUGUCCCAAUGACAAUGAUAUUCAGCCUUAUACGUACGAUUUACAUUAAAAUGAUAUACAUUAGACGCACAUGAAAAUAUUUGACAAUACUCGCCAGAUUGUAUAACUUUUAUACGAAUUUCGAAAAAUUAAUUAUUAAAAUCGUAUCAUGUAGUUUGAAUAAUAUAAUACUAUUAAGAUGUAAUCGAAUAUGAACUUUACUCAUGUAAAUAUUAAUAGUUAUAGAAUUUUGACAUAGUGUAUUGAAUUCACUAUUUUAGUAGCAAUAUAAUCUAAGAGGAUAAGAAUCAAUUGGCUUGAACUCACGUCAUCUCUCUAAUUUCAUUAUUCAACGAGGUUUCUAUUUUUAAACUUCUUGCCUGAGCAUGAGAAAUAUUUUUUUAUAAUUUUGUUAUGUUUUAUUACUUUUAUAAUACUUUGUGCCGCAGUGAGUUUUUAGUCAGCCUACUUUCAAAACCUGUGAUAAUAUUUUUAAUUAUUAUAUCAGUGGAAGACAUUCCUUCUAAAAGGGGUUAUUUAACUCGUAUCAACAAACUUCUUUAAUUUAUCAUAUUGCUGUUCCACUGUCAUUCUAAACAUUUUCUAGUUUUGUAGGAUAUAUAAAUCUAUGCAUAUUUUUUAAUGAUUACUAUUAAUAGAUUAAAAUUAAAUAGUACUUUUUACCGACAUUUUUGUAGACACAUGUUUCGGCUACAAUACCAUUAUAAAGUUUCAAAGUAACGUUUUUAUUCUUCAAUUUUAAUAAAUUAUUUUUUUGAAUUAUCCAUGUUUUAAUCACUAAUCUUCUCGAUACGGUAGAAAACCCUGUUCAUUACCAUCAUUUCAAUAUUUUGUUCAGUUUAAAAGGCGGUCACUAUGGUAUAAUAUGGUGCUUCACUUCAUGUUUUUUGAAUCAUUCAUCACCGAUUUGAUCUGUGAUAAUUAAGAGACCAAAAGAAGAUUUAUCAAUCGCCUAACACACAUAUCAAAAGAAAGUGGAGAGAAUUGAAAUUUGACUUAGAAGGCCAAUUGCUUCUUAAUUUAUCUAUUGACUUGAGUUUUCUCUCAGUAGAUUAUAACUACAAAACUAAGCAGGAUAAGAGUGAUAGGUUUCUUAGCAAAAGAUUGAUUCUUAGGUAGACCGAUGAUUGCAGUAUAGAGGGCAAUAUUAGAUGAUAACUUUUCUAUGAACAUGAUUUUCCACAUGCAUAUAAUUUUCGUGGUUCUGUUUAAAUACUAUUUUUUGCUUCGAGACUGAAUUGAGUUUUUCAAUGAACUCAUUAAAGAGUUUGAUUGUUUCCUUCAAGUCAUUCCAAUAAGAAAAAGUGUUCUAUUGGAACUGACGCUCAAAAAUCACUAGGAUAAAUAGAUCUAUAAUUUUCACGAAAUCGUUUCAUAAAUUCUGUACAGAGGCGAAAUCUUUAAACCCAGUUAAUUUGUCUUGAACAUAACACAAAAAUUUUUAAUAUAUAUUUAUCACAUCAUAUUCCAUUUAGAACUCGUCAUUAAAAAAUUCACUUUCAAGUAGCCUUCACCUCUCCUAUUGGUAUGAAUUUAGUGGUUAAAUUUCUUAUGUGAAAUAAAAUUAUUCACUCCAAAUUCAAAAUCAUGAAUUUUAUUAUUAUAAACUAGGUGUUCAUAACUCAAAUAAUUAAAACGUAAUAGUAAAGCCUUAAUCGAAUUGCCUUCUUAGAAUAUAACAUGAAUUAGUAAUGUAGUGAGAAUUGUAGUUUUAGAUUGACUGAACUGAGAUGUUUGUAUUAAAGUUUCCUUGUGAUUAGAUAUCAAAAUCCAAAUUCUGAAUAUCAUUCCAAAAAUCUCUCCAAGUACUAUCAAGUAAUCUAUCAAGUACUAUAACUGAAUUAUUAAGAUUGUUAUUAAUAAUUCAUCACUUUCUAUAAAAUAGUCUACAAUUUCAAUUCUACUGAGUAUAAAUAUGAGUCAGGCUUGUAUAUUAUUUAUGAACAACAGCUUUAAUAUAAUGUAUAGUAUUUGAAAAUUCUUCAUAAUUGAUUAGCAGAUUUUCUAAGUGAAAUAUACUCAUGUCACUAUUGAUUUUAGAGUAAAUAUUGAAUCACUUGUAAGAAAAUUAUAAUGUAAUGAUAAUGUAAUUACCGAUAAAUUUAUAUAGCCUUUUAUAGUGUUCCUUGAUGAUAAAGCGUAAGAUUUCAAUAUUCACACACUAACAGUGCUCUAAAUCCAAACCCAUUAUUCCUAUAAAAUUAGUAAAUUACAUAUUUUUUAGAAUCGUUAGUCAUAAAUAGCAAACUCAAUUUAUUAUCUAUGUAUUACUUCAAACAUUCUAAUAAAAAUGCAUCGUUUAUUUCAAUCUAGGCUCUCAAUAUUUUUAAUUGCUACUACAAGAUAUUAAGAUUUGUUAAUCUAGACGUAGCUAGUGAAUAACUUUUAAUCGAAGCUUAAAGCAGGCUAUUGCACUUGGUCGCUAUAGCAGAGUUCAUUAAACUCACGGAAAUAAUACAGUAUUUUGCCUAUUGUUUGAAAUUUAAGCUGAUUCAGACGAUUUACGCAAUGUGUUAUCAAGAUUCCAUUCAAUUUUCAAAUGUUAUUUCAUUUAUUAUUUGAGUGUCUUGAAAUGUUUGCAUUGAGUGUGGAGUUUUUAAUCAUUGAAUACUGUAAUAAGAUUCUUGAAGACCAUUCAUGUUAAAUAAUGUGUUUAAUUCUAUCAAAUGUAUUUUAUGUUUUUUACAAUGUGAGUUCAAUAGUAUUACAUCACUCUGAUUCUUUACAGAAUUAUCAUUACAAUCACAUACAUUCAAUUACUACAAUACUUAUUACCUGAAUACAUGUCUGAACUGCAGAUUAUUUUUCACAGACGUAAAUUAAAAUAAAUUUUACAGAAGUAGAAUAUUAUACUAAUUAUUAUUAAAAGUAUCUGUACCAAUAUCUGCCAAUAAUUCUCUGUAGCUUUUUAAAAAGUUCAUAAUUAUGUACUUCAAAAAUUUCUAAAAAAUAGUUUGGCAAGCUUGUUUAUAUUGUGUUCAAUGUUCUGCUCAUUUUUAAAUCAAUUAUUCUAGUAAAUGAUCAUAUCACUCAAAAUACAUAUCCUACAUCUUCUCUAUAAACUAUAAGUUGGUACUCGAUACUAAAAUCAAUCUGAUAACUAUUACACUGAUCAUGCUUUAUAACAUUCUUCCAUGAAUAUUUUCAAAUAAUGCCUCGCAAAUGAAUAAUAAAUAUUGCGGGGUGUGCUGAUUGUAUUUUAGAAUCACUUUUUCAACUUGUACAAUCACUGAAAAUCGAGAUGAAUAUUCAUUCAUAACUUGAUAAUGAUAUUUCUAGAGUAUUCCUUAGAAAAUUCUUCUUUUUUAAGCUCUCAUUAAUAGUAUUGUAUUAAUGCACAUUUUGAAAGUAAAAUUUUAUCAAACUCUAUCAAGUAAUUAUAAGAAUGUUCGACUAAAACAAAAACUAAUUGAUAUGGUGCUUAACUUGAAAAAUCUUUCUACAAUUGAUUCAUAAUUGAUAGAUUAUUUAUAGUGUGUUACAUAUUUUCUUAGAUGGAGCGUUGUUGUCAAUCGCAAAGUAGUAACAGGUAUUCAAAACAACAAUUAUUCAAAUAUUUCUUCAAUUAUUAUAAACAGUGCCUUUAUCUGUGAACGUAAUCCUAUCACAUACGUACCAACGUAGGCCUACCUAUUCCUUCUAGCAAUAUAUACGCAGAUUUUACGUCUCAAAUGUUUUAAAACUAAAAAAUAGGCCUUAAAAGUACGUCUAAAGCUAUUAUCUUGUCUGUGUUGAAAUGGUUGUAUAUACAACUCUUAAUUUACUGCUAUAUCAUGUAGAUUAUUCAUUUAUAAUUAAUUACCAAUUACCUUUCAGGUUUUUAAAUCAAUACUCAAGCUAAUGACUAAGCUAGUCAUUCAAAUUUUAUAUCAACUUAUUGAUACAAAUAAUCUGUAUUUUCAAAAGACGUGUAUUUUAUAAUACUCGGAACUUGUAUCUAAAAUAUUGCUCUUUCUAGAAUUUUAAUCUUGUAAGUCCGAUUCCAAUGAGCAAUAAACUUUUUGUAAGUAAA